Molecule: messenger RNA, 1727 nt
Organism: Aspergillus heteromorphus CBS 117.55
Lineage: Eukaryota; Fungi; Ascomycota; Eurotiomycetes; Eurotiales; Aspergillaceae
Product: cytochrome P450
Exons: 5
Coding region: 1-1698 (565 amino acids)
Molecular function (GO): monooxygenase activity; heme binding; oxidoreductase activity, acting on paired donors, with incorporation or reduction of molecular oxygen
Source: RefSeq, a predicted model, not a curated record
AUGAGUCUUAUAUCAAACCCUGUGUCCAGUGCUGCUGUUGUCGAUAUACCCUUAACAAAAAUACAAUCCAGGUUCAGUAUGACCUUGUACAUUUUGGCUGCGACCACAGCAGCAACUUUACUCUAUGGCUGCAUACUCGCCAUAUACAGACUCUUCUUCCACCCUCUGGCCAAAUACCCAGGACCACGCCUAGCCGCCCUGACAGAUUGGUAUGCAACAUUCUACGCAUGGCGAGGAGAUCUGCACAAGAAGAACCGCCAAUGGCACGACAAAUAUGGCAUGACGGUCCGCUUCGGGCCCAACGCACUCUGUUUCAACUCCUCCACUGCCAUGAAUGAUAUCUAUGGUGUCCGGGCCAACGUGCGCAAAUCCGACGGAUAUGCCUCGUUGUCCGCGAGCCGUUGCACCCCCAACACGGUCACCACAAUCGACAAAGGUGUCCACGGCUUCAAGCGCCGCAUCAUGGCCCAGGUAUACACCGAACGAAGCCUCAAGGAGAUUGAAGACCGCAUCCUCGACAACAUCUCCGACUUUGUCGACGUACUCGGCUCAGAAUCAAACGCCAUGACAGGCUGGACUGCGCCCAAGGAUAUAGCGCAGACAUGCGACUGGCUCACCUUCGACGUCAUCAGUGAUCUCUGCUACGGCGAGGACUUUGACAUGCUCCAUUCCAGCGAGAUGCGGUGGUUCCCAUCUGUGGUCCGCAAGAUCGCCCAGCGCAGUAUGAUGGGCCUCAUCCAACCCAAAUUCUUCCAACUCAAACUCGACACCAUCCUCCUCGCCAACCAAUACAAGGACAUCAUCGCGGCAGGUGCCUGGGUCCGCCAGCGCGCCGAAGCCCGCGCCCAACUGGGCAACGACAUCAAAAAGAAGGACAUGUUCUACACGCUGAUGAACGCCGUCGACCCGAAAACCGGGCUGCAGUUCACCCAGAAGGAUCUGUGGGUUGAGUCCAUGCUGUUGUUAGCAGCGGCUAUAAGCGCUGUAAUCCACUACCUCCUCCACCACCCCACCCACCUAGCAAAUCUAACCCGCACCCUCCGCACCCUCUUCCCCACCGAAGCCUCCAUCUCCUUCUCCAACACAACCCUAAACACAGAAAUGGAAACAGAAGCAGAAGCAGAGAAAAGCACAGACACCCUCCUGACAUGCCCCCAAACCGCGCUCCUCCGCUCCUGCAUCAACGAAUCCAUGCGUCUCGCCCCCUCCGUGUCGAGCGCACCCCCGCGCACCGUCCUACCCGGCGGUCUGCUCGUCGACGGGGAGCCCAUCCCCCCUGGCACCACAGUCGGAACAUCAAUCUACACGAUCCAUCGCAACGAGGAGUACUUCGACCACCCGGAUGAGUUUGAUCCGCUGCGGUGGAUGGAUGAGGAUACUGAGAUAGGAAAGGAGAAAGUGAGGCGCGCGGGGAUGGGGUUCGCGCCGUUUAGUGUGGGCGCGAGGUCGUGUGUCGGGUGGAGAUUGGCGUGGGUGGAGAUGAAUGUUGCCAUUGCGAGGGUGUUAUGGAGGUUCGAUAUGAGGUUGGCAUCUGUAGCUGGAGAUGGAACUGGAGCGGGGUGUUCCUGUGGUAGUGGGAACGGGGUAGGCGAGAAGGGCAGGGAAGGGGGUUGUGACUAUGAGUUCAUGGGGUGGGUGACUUCGUCGGCGGAGGGGCCGGUGGUGGAGUUUAGGAGGAGGGAUGAUUUAGAGAUGUGAUGAUUCUGUGGAAAGGAGCGAGGGUGUGG